This is a messenger RNA of Cimex lectularius (bed bug), 1724 nucleotides long. RefSeq lists its product as uncharacterized. Lineage: Eukaryota; Metazoa; Arthropoda; Insecta; Hemiptera; Cimicidae. The transcript is spliced from 4 exons. The record is from RefSeq and is a predicted model, not a curated record. The coding region runs from base 223 to 1515 and encodes 430 amino acids.
CCUCAGAACAACGAGUACUUCCUCCGAGUACUUUAUCCGGUUUUCAUUGACCGUCUCGUAAGACGGAUCCACCAGCGUCAGGUAUUCGCCCUCUGGCUAGAGAGCGAUACAAUUAAGGAAAGUCGCCCUACAAGAAUAUCGCACCGUUAGCCAACCCCCAGAACUCACCCCGAGUAUAAAUACGAGGGCUCGAGCACAACCUAGUCAUUACAACCCUACAACAUGAAGUUGAGGUUUAUAAUCAUUGCGGCCAUAUUCGGUGUCUGCUUCGCGAGGGAGAAGAGAUCUAUCGGCUGGUUCUCCCUGAAGAAGCCCUCCCCAGUGACCAAGUACCCAGUCUGGAAGGUACACAAGUACUCUGGAAUCGCUCUGAAACCGGUAGACGCACAUUUGGAGAGUAGCCCAGUAGAGUACGUAGUACCUGUUGAACAUCUCAGCGCACAGCCGAAAGCCGUUCAGGUUUCCGACUAUACCGCCGACCAUUAUCACGAUGAGCCUGAGCAUCUGAACAUCGAAAACCUGUCCGAAUUCCUUCCGAGAGCGAACGACGAUUCUGGAAACAUCCUGUCAUACUUUGGACUUGGCUCGACCCAUCCAGAAGCCGAAGAAAAGGUGUCGAAGGUUCCUGGUGUCGGCCUUAAGAAGAAAUGGAAGAAAAAGGACCUCCUAAGUCUUCUCGCUCUUUCAAAAUUAGUGGAUUCUAAAAAAUUAGCUUUUAAAAAAGGUGGUGUCAGCGCUUUGUUGAAAGGCCUCGUAGGUGUAGAAGAGGUAGAAGAUGUAGAUGAUGGUGUAGGACUUCAAGAAACAGUUUAUCCCGUUGAGACCACAGUCUUGAAAAGUGUGCCUGCUAAGCACAGCUUUUUCAGUAAAAUACCUUUCCUCGGCGGAUUUGGCAAAGGAGCGGUCGUUCACAUCCCAGAGCCAUCUCUCCCCAGCUUACCGGCUCUGAAGUUCGUCCCCGCUAUUCCUAAAUUGCCGAAAAUUAGCCUUUCCGGUCAUUAUAAACUCCCAUACUCUACCGGAACGUACGUCAGCAUAAGAGCACCGAAACCAGCUUUCCCCGUUGAACACGUUACAACGCAUUACGCUACCCCUGUCGCGACAUACAGUGCGCCACACCAGCAGAAUUAUUCCCCGGUGUACACUCCAGCAGAAAAGGAACCGGUACUCGAAUACAGUUUGCCACACCCGGCUCCGGAGCAGAAAUUUACCCCGUCAGCGCCGUACCCUCCAGCAUCUUAUCCCGCGCCACCUAGCAACGAGCCUGCACCCUACCCAGCAGCAGCAUCGGGACCUUAUCCACCUGCGGCUUAUGCACCGAGCCAAGGCGUCUCGGACCAGUACCAGCCGCAAUACAAAUACACUGGACCUUCUUCCUACCAGACGACUUACGACGCUUCUGUUUCCGCGUCCGAGCUAGAGCCCUCUGUCCUUCCUCUGCCGACAAACGAAAGGAAAGAAGACAGCUCAGAAACGAAAGAGGAGACUACCAACGAAGACACGGAGAAAAAUUAACCCUCAAACCCUGGUAGGAGCAGUUAUCACGUAUUUAAUUUAUUAACUAAGUCAUUGCUUUUGUAAAAUUAUAAAUAUUUAAAAUAUUUCACUAUGUGUUUUAAGAAAGUUUAAAAUUUUAUUUUUAUAUUCUCUAGAAUCAUUCUCGUUUGAGAGUGCUAUCAGUAAACUCUAAGAGUGUAAUAAAUCACAGUCUUUUCAUAAAAUAA